AUGGAGCAGCUGGAGAUGGUGAUGGCCCUAAUAAAAGUUCAGCUCAGAGCAGAAAGAGAAGUUGCAGUAGCAGGUGUGACAGACAUGGCCCCUGGCAGGGAGCUUUUUACACAUCUGCGAAUGCACAACGCCACUGCCUACGCGCGGCCCCAUAGGACCUGUCCCGCAUCUGACGUUCUCUUGGAAACAUCAGACUGCCAUUUGGAACGUCAAAACAACUUUGUGGCAAUUGUGGAUUUGCCUGAGGGUGAGCACCAGUAUAAAUUCUUUGUGGAUGGACAGUGGACUCAUGACCCAACAGAGCCUGUGGUGACCAACCAGCUCGGCACGGUCAACAACAUCAUCCAGGUGAAGAAGACAGACUUUGAGGUGUUCGAUGCGCUCAUGGUGGAUUCACAGAAAUGCUCUGACAUGUCAGACCUGUCCAGCUCUCCUCCUGGGCCGUACCAUCAGGACGCUUACGUACCCAAACAGGAGGAGAAGUUCAAAUCUCCACCCAUUCUGCCCCCACAUCUCCUACAGGUCAUCUUAAAUAAGGACACAGGCAUCUCAUGUGAUCCAGCUUUGCUCCCUGAGCCCAAUCACGUCAUGCUUAAUCACCUGUAUGCUCUGUCCAUUAAGGACGGCGUUAUGGUCCUGAGUGCCACACAUCGGUAUAAGAAGAAAUAUGUCACAACCCUGCUGUACAAGCCAAUCUGAGAAACAUGGCCAUUUCAACACUCAACUUACAUGACCUCUGUCUAGUUUGGCUGUUAUAUAUAGUAUGUAUUACUGUAAAUAGAAAUGUACAGAGAUGCACUUUAGAGGUACAUCCCACCUUAAUGGGUAUAAAAUAAUCAGAGACAUAGAAAUAGCUCAGUUUUACUGGACAGUUAAGCACAUAUCUACUCUUUUAGGGGUUGGUACAAUUUUUAAACCCACUAUUCAGUGGGACUGGGCCAAAUCGACUGAAUCGAAACCAGUACAGAGGUGUGUUCUUGAAUAGUGUAAAUAAAGUGUGACGUUUAUUU
Molecule: messenger RNA, 1010 nt
Organism: Sinocyclocheilus rhinocerous
Lineage: Eukaryota; Metazoa; Chordata; Actinopteri; Cypriniformes; Cyprinidae
Product: 5'-AMP-activated protein kinase subunit beta-1-like
Exons: 6
Coding region: 1-699 (232 amino acids)
Biological process (GO): signal transduction
Cellular component (GO): nucleotide-activated protein kinase complex; cytoplasm; nucleus
Molecular function (GO): protein kinase binding
Source: RefSeq, a predicted model, not a curated record